Messenger RNA from Hydra vulgaris (swiftwater hydra), 626 nucleotides. The record is from RefSeq and is a predicted model, not a curated record. NCBI's taxonomy places the organism in Eukaryota, Metazoa, Cnidaria, Hydrozoa, Anthoathecata, Hydridae.
AUUUAUAAAUGAUUACAAAGGCUUUGGAAUUUUUACAACAACAGAAAUAAGCAAAGGUGAAUUUGUUGCUGUUUACCAAGGAGUCUUAAAAAAAAAGAAUGAAAUGAAAGAGCUUGAAGAAAUUUAUGAAAAUGAAGGCUUUGGGUCGUAUGUAUUUAGUUUCAAACACAACAAUGAAGCAUAUUGUAUUGAUGCAACCAAAGAUGAUGGUUCUUUUGGUAGGCUAGUUAAUGAUUCUAAAUACUUUCCUAACUGUAAAAUGGAAAAGUUAACCAUAAAGAAUAUCCCAUUUCUUUGUCUUUUCUCAAUAAGAAAAAUAGAAAAAUUUGAAGAAAUUACCUAUUGUUACGGUGAAAAUAACCUUGACUGGCACGCAGCUGAAAAGAUAUUGUACCAGAAGUUUAGAGAAGAAAAAAGAAAAAGUUAGUUUGAAAAAUUAGUUUUUAGAAUGUGUAUCAUUUAAGAAAACUUAUUUUUAUUUUUUUACAACUACAAAAUUCAAAUUUCUUAUUCUCUUAAAUAAGAUUAAAUCGAAUAAAAAUUUGAAAAAACUUAACUAUAGUUUAAACAAUAAAUUAUGAGGAAAUUUUCAUCAUGAUGUAUUUUGGCUGCCAAUGUAAAUUUUU